AUGCCUCCUACAAAGCCGAAAGGCGGCAAGAUGAUGUCGCUCAUCAAUUACAGGCUUCGCAUUACCCUCAACGACUCGCGCCAAAUUGUCGGUCAGCUGCUCGCGUUCGACGCUCACAUGAACCUCGUUCUCGCCGACUCACAGGAAUAUCGAAAGGUGAAAUCGAGGAAAGCAAAGGCUCGAGCAGCUGCGGCGUCCAAGUCAGCAAAGUCGGGCGUUCAAGAUGAGGAUGAGGACGACGAUGAUGCGGCUGCAGCGUCAGGUGCUCCUGAUGCUGUCUUGGAGCAAAAGCGAACGCUCGGAUUAUUGAUUCUCCGAGGAGAGAACAUUGUCAGUAUGGCCAUCGAGGCGCCUCCACCGACUGACGACAGGAAACAAGCGACUAUGCAACCCGGCCCAGGCAAAGGCGCUCCUAUGGGCCGUGGAAUGGGCCUCGCAGUGCCCCCUAUGGCUGGUGUUGCACCUCCAAUGAUGGCUCGACCGAUGCCGUACGCGAGACCACCUCCCGGUAUGCCCGGUAUGCCGAGUAUGCCUGGUAUGCCUGGUAUGCCUGGUAUGCCUGUCGCUCCUCCCGGAAUGCCAGUGGGCCCUCCGCCGGGUUUCCGCCCGCCUGGCUUCCCAGGUAUGCCUGGCGGUCCUCCUCCUGGCUUCCCCGUGCCUCCACCAGGAGCGUUUCCUCCUCGUCCACCUCCUGGAUUUGGCAUGCCGCCUCGGCCACAAUGA
Messenger RNA from Mycosarcoma maydis (corn smut), 723 nucleotides. Its product is annotated as mRNA splicing protein SMB1. The coding region runs from base 1 to 723 and encodes 240 amino acids. The transcript is spliced from 3 exons. Gene Ontology annotation, biological process: mRNA splicing, via spliceosome. The record is from RefSeq and is a predicted model, not a curated record. Lineage: Eukaryota; Fungi; Basidiomycota; Ustilaginomycetes; Ustilaginales. Gene Ontology annotation, molecular function: RNA binding. Gene Ontology annotation, cellular component: U4/U6 x U5 tri-snRNP complex; U2 snRNP; cytoplasm.